This is a messenger RNA of Aphanomyces astaci, 901 nucleotides long. RefSeq lists its product as hypothetical. The transcript is spliced from 5 exons. The record is from RefSeq and is a predicted model, not a curated record. Lineage: Eukaryota; Oomycota; Saprolegniomycetes; Saprolegniales; Verrucalvaceae. Gene Ontology annotation, cellular component: endoplasmic reticulum; Golgi apparatus. Gene Ontology annotation, molecular function: protein-cysteine S-palmitoyltransferase activity. The coding region runs from base 31 to 816 and encodes 261 amino acids. Gene Ontology annotation, biological process: protein targeting to membrane; peptidyl-L-cysteine S-palmitoylation.
CAAUCGUAGAAGUUCGGAUUGGAUCACGACAUGGCGAGUGCCGCAGGAAUCGAGAUGCAAGAACUCCGAAAGGGCGGCGAUCCCGACCGCACGAGUAGCACCACCACCGUCGAUGAGGAAGAAGGCCUCGUGUCGUCCGCUGUUCACAUGAACGACGAGGAGUAUGCCACUCCCACCGACCCUUGCCGAUGUUUCUGUUGCUUUGGCUUUCGCAAGAUUGGGCAGAGCUACGUUGUGCGCGAACGAGCCCCGUUCAUCCUCGUGGGACCACACUGGAUCGGUGUGCUCGUGACGCUAUCUCUCAUCGUGGUGUCCACCGUGCUGUUCAUCGGCCAGCAAUGCCGCGGACUCGAUGCUUGGUACACGUGUCUGUCCGUGUUUAUGUGCAUCGCCACGACGUACUUCCUCUUCAAGACAACCUGCACGGACCCAGGCAUUGUACCCCGGGGCACGCUGCACACAGACCCAGCCCUCAUCUCUCGAUGCAGUUACUGCGGUGUGGACUUGAGACCAUUGUCGACAACUAGGAUGAUUCAACUCCGAACUAUAGACAUUUGCGAUGUCCACCAGAGUCGCCACACAGAGCACUGCGACGACUGCGGCGUGUGCAUUGAGAAAUAUGACCACCAUUGCCCAUGGAUGGGCAAAUGCAUCGGGAAGGCCAACAUGAAGUGGUUCCAGCUGUUCAAUCUGGCGUGGGUGCUCUACUUGGUCUUUGUGCUCGUCGUGACCAUGCAAAACGCCAGCGCGCACGCUGAUUUGCUCGUCAAAGCUGGCAAUCACUUUAUCAACCACGUCCAAGGCUCCAGUCGAUAAGCUACUACUACUAGUAGUACUAGUACUACUCAUACUUCGAAGUAUUUCGUUCUCCACCUCGGAAGGGUUUAGUAUGAUUGUGGCG